Messenger RNA from Phytophthora sojae, 717 nucleotides. RefSeq lists its product as hypothetical. Gene Ontology annotation, biological process: lipoprotein transport; cilium assembly. NCBI's taxonomy places the organism in Eukaryota, Oomycota, Peronosporomycetes, Peronosporales, Peronosporaceae. The record is from RefSeq and is a predicted model, not a curated record. Gene Ontology annotation, molecular function: lipid binding. The coding region runs from base 1 to 717 and encodes 238 amino acids. Gene Ontology annotation, cellular component: cilium. The transcript is spliced from 2 exons.
AUGUCCCGUCAGAGAUACACACCCGAAGACGUCCUCGAGCUCGAAGCACCCACCGACUCCUUCCUGUGCCCGCUGAGCGCCAACAAGUAUGGCAUCGAGUUCCUGCACUUCUCCAUCUCGGACUUCGAGUCCAAGCGCAAGAUCUUCGAGAUCGGCAAGGACCGGCCGGGCAAGGCCGUGCCCAAGAUGGACAUCUCGCACGCGCGCGGCGAAGGCGCGUACCGCACGAUCCGCUACGAGUUCUCGGAGGACGUGCUGCGACUGCCGGCCAUCGCCACGGAGCUCGAGUUCUCCGUGGGCCCGCACGAGGUGCAUAACCUGCGCAUGAUCGAGCGCCACUACUUCUGCGACGACAUCGUCAAGAGCUACGACUUCAACUUCGGCUUCUGCAUCCCGUCCAGCGUGAACACGUGGGAGGCCAUCUACGCCAUGCCGCCGCUGGACGACGAGCUCAUCAGCGACAUGGUGGCGCAGCCCUACGCCACGGUCUCCGACAGCUUCUACUUCGUAGGCGACGAGCUCAUCAUGCACAACAAGGCCGAGUACAAGUACAUCCCAGAGGACAGGGCGCAGGCCAAGAAGUCCUACUAUAACAGCGACGACGAGGACGACGCCAAGAGCGGCGCAAAGGGCGGCGCCAGUCGCGCGGACGAAAAGGGAUCCGGCGCCAAGGGCUCCGGGGGCGCCAAGUGGUCCAAGGAGGACGAUUACGACUAA